AUGACACUUGAAGAACUUAGACAAAGAUUGAUUGCUGAGCGACAAAGAGAAGAUGAAGAGCGUGCGAAUUUGAUACGACAAAAUGAUGAUUUAAGAGAAAAGAAUCUCAGAUUGCACGAACAAAGAUCAAGAAGUGUUACGCGAUCAAGAUCAAGAACCAGCAGAAGUUCAUCAAUACAAAGUCGAUCAAAUCGAAGAAAUGCCAGGCGAGAACAAACAUUAGAUAAUAUCGAUGAGAAUUUGCAAGAAGAUGAUAAUCUACAAGAUCAACGCAACGAGAGACACACAGUAAAUGACCGAUACGAACAACCACAUGAGCGUCGUCGCAGACAAGAAGAUCAAAGGAACAAUAGACUUCAAGAUGCAACCGAACGUCAUCGUACUCGUUACGCAUCAGAUAAUGAUGGAGAACAUGAUCCGGAACAAGGGAGAAUUAUAUUACAUGGUAGACAAAUGUUGAGUAUGUUUGAUGGUAGUACAUGUGCAGUACAACAUAUAAAAGCCUAUAGCCGAUCUUUAUUGCAGUGGGAAGAAAAUGAUGCGGUGCUGUGUAAAUAUUUUCCUUCAAGAUUGACUGGAGAAGCCUUGCAGUGGUUUGAGGGAUUACCAGUAGGAACAAUUAUAUCAUUUCGUCAUCUACAGAACGUCUUCUUAGGACAAUAUAUCAGUAAUAAUAUGUCAAGACCAGGAAUUGAGACGGCCUUUGGACUUCGGAGAAGGGUCAAUGAAAUUUUGCGUCAUCUAACAACACGUUGGAGAACCAUGUGUAGUGAAAUGGAAAGACGAGUAGAUGAACGAUUUUUUAUACUAGCCUUUGUCAAUGCUCUUUUUCCUACAGAUUUAUUAUAUACACAGAUUUUCAGGAUAAAAGACACCAUCACAAUGUCGGAGUUGCGUGAAUUUCAAGAAGAGUAUAUUGCACUUGAGGAGAAGCAGAGAGACAUGGAAUCUUAUCCAGUUGCAAUGCCUAAUGCAAACACUGGGAAUGCAAUUUUACUCCCAAGGAUGACAAAUGUUGUUGCGAGUACAACGCAAGGAAAUCAAGGAAAGAAGAAUACAGAGAUGGAAACUGGUAGCCAUGGGUAG
Molecule: messenger RNA, 1086 nt
Organism: Papaver somniferum (opium poppy)
Lineage: Eukaryota; Viridiplantae; Streptophyta; Magnoliopsida; Ranunculales; Papaveraceae
Exons: 2
Coding region: 1-1086 (361 amino acids)
Source: RefSeq, a predicted model, not a curated record